AUGCACGUCAAGACUGUCUUCAGUCUGAUAGUGCCGGUUCUUGCCCUCUUGGACCGAGUGGCAGGUUUACCUUCCGGGCAAUACUCAGACUACGAAUCAGAAUAUUAUGGCAAUGCGUUAGCUUCCAACCACGCAGGCCUCACAACCCGUCAAAAUGCGAAGCCAGAGUUGAGAAUCAUGCCUUUGGGUGCAUCUAUCGUCAGUGGUGUUGGUUCAAGCACCGGAAAUGGCUUUCGCAAACCUCUUCGAGAUCAAUUGAGAUACAAGGGUUGGCUUGUCAACAUGGUAGGCAGCAAGCAAAAUGGAAACAUGAAAGACAGGGACUUCGAAGCUACCAGUGGCUUCACCAUCGACCAAGUCCGUGAUGCAGCACGCAACUCGUACGGAUACAAAGCCAACGUUGUUUUGAUGAAUGUGGGCACCAACGACGCGAACCAAAACAAGGUGGACGGAGCCGGCGAUCGAUUAGAAGGACUUCUCAACGAUCUUUGGAACUCUGAUGGCAUGUCCAAGACAUAUGUUGUUGUUUCUUCCGUGCUUCGUAGAAAUGAUGCCACAGCAGAGAAAAACCGAAAAGAGAUCAACGAGCAGUAUCAGAAGCUUGUCAAGCGCCUCAAAAGCGUGGGGAAACCAAUCACGUACAUCGACAUUGAUAUCCCGCUGAAUGAGCUGACAGAUGGCAUCCAUCCCAAUGAUACUGGACACAAGAAGAUGGCCAUCAAGUUCUGGUAUGCCAUUGAAUGGGGUUUCAAGGCUGGCCUCAUUGCUGAAGCUGCUCCAAUGACCAAGUCAACGGGUAACACGUGUGAUAAGCAACCUGGCCAAGCUCAGUACGGUGGUGUUACCCAAAAGGGCUCAGGCGACGAUGAUGGCAUCUACUACCACAACAGUCAGGAGAUGGGCACUGUCUGGUCGUAUACUUCCGAGUUCGAUCGCGACCAGUGGUUCUUCACCAGGCUUUAUGGUACCAAGUACGAUGAUAUUGUCGGUUGGUGGUACGCCAACGAGAAGCUUUCUUUCGCCACAUGGAAGAACAAUGGAGGCGGGAAAUUCUCCAAAGUGUCUGACCUGGACACCAAGCUCUUCUGCAAUGUUCGCGGCAUCUGGUGGGUUGACAUCAACAAUGAUGGAUAUGAUGAUUUCCUUUGUGUCUCCCCCAACGGAGAUACGUUGGCUUCCAUCAACAACCGAGACGGAACAGCAACUAGCCCACCUACGUUCAAGAACAUCGGAAUGAUCAAGGGCAACGUCGGCUACAAGCAGGAUCGUGUCAGAUGGGGCGAUAUCGACGGAGAUGGAAGAUCCGACUACAUGAUUAUUGAUGACAGUGGAAACGUCCAUGCAUGGAGAAACUCGGGUACCUCUGACACUCCCACCUGGCAACCUCUUGGCUUGAGAUUCACUGCCAAGGGCAUGGGAGACAUGCGUGGUGUUCGUUUCGAAGACAUCAAUGGUGAUGGACGCGAUGACUGGUUGUGGGUGGACGACAAAGGUGCCACAACCACUUGGACCAACUCCCGAAGCUGCAAAAAGGGAAAAGCAGGCGAUGGACUCAACGUCGCUUGGCGUCAAGGAUUCUGGAAAGGCGCCUCCUCCGGACCAACCCAUGCUGGUGUUGGUGCCAACGGUCGAGAUCGAAUUCACUUUGCCAGGAUCUAUGGCGAGGCUCCCUUUGGGCAUUUACCCAAGGCGGACUACGUCUAUCUCCAAUCAACCAAGCAAUCCGAUGGAAAGUUCAAGUUCGACAUGAAGGUCUGGAAGAACACUGGUGGUGGUUCCACCAAGCUCAAGGCCGAUGGCAACAAGUACUGCAACAUGUAUGGUCAUGACGAUGGACGUAUGGACUACGUUUGGACUCUGUCUACUGGAAAGAUGACUGUUUGGCCUAACUUGGGUAAGAAGUCGGUCAGCGGUAACAACGAUGUGUUCUGGGGUUCGCCUAAGGAGCUUUGGAAUCCUGGAAAGAACUACGAUCGUAGAGAUCUUCACCUGGUUGACUGGAACAACGACGGUGCAUGCGACAUUGCCUGGGUCGACCCUGACAACAACAACAAGGUCUCUGUCUGGCUCAACAACUACAAGAAGACCGGAGCUUUCGAGUGGACCUACCUCGCCGACCCAGCACCGCAGCUGAACUGUCCCGAAAAGAGAGGCGUUGGUAUUCACGACCUUGCUGUCCGCUUUGCCGAUUUUUCCAACAACAAGAUGUCAGACUACAUCUGCAUCCAACCUGACGGACGAUUCUACGGUUGGACUCACAACAGCGAUGGCUCUUGGGAGAAGAUCGCACAGUUCAAGAAGGCCGAGGGUAUUGAUCGCGCCAACCUUCGCUUUGGAAACGUCAACGGACGCGGUGGCGAGGACAUGAUCUGGGUCGAUAAGUACACAGGCGACGCUACUGUCUACAUCAACAACGGCAAGAUGGACACUGGUGGUAGCAACUGGUGGUUUUUGAAGAGUGGUAAGCAGUACGCUGGCUCCUGGGCCGGUACAUGCCAAUACUUCCCUGACCUCGAUGGAGAUGGCAGAGCAGACCUACACUCCAUCAUGGCUACAUUUGACAACCGCGGAGAGACAUUCUUCAACCGUUGCGGCAUGACGGACAACACAGGUGACGACGGAGGUUGGGCUCCGGGUCAAGACCCCGGUUUCGGUGACCUGCCAUCCCCCAGCGGUAAUGAGAACCCUGGAAGCGGAGGCGGUGUUCCAUCUUUGCCGUCUACUUGUGACAAUGUCUGCUGGAGUGUCCUCCAGAACAAGAAGGUUAAGUGUGCCGACAAUGGCAUCAACUGGGACUUGGAGCCUAGAGAUGAUAACAUUGCAGAUGACUAUUUGAACAUUCGAAAGCUUGCUGCUAUUGGAGAUUCUUACUCGGCUGGUAUCGGUGCUGGAGACAGGUUGGGAAGCUUCUACGAUGCGUUGAAGUCAGGAAGUGACUUUGCCUGUGCCCGUUACGAUCACGCCUACCCGUAUCUUCUCAACCAAGAUGAGCGACUUGGAGAUCCAUCCAAGCGCAACUUCCAGUUCCUUUCAUGCUCUGGUGCUGUCAUGAAGGAUGUGGUAGACAAACAGAUUCCCAACAUGGACAGCAACCAAGACGCUAUUACUCUUUCCAUCGGUGGCAACGACGUCGGUUUGAUAAGUCUGCUAAACUCUUGUAUUUUCCAAAUGGGUGUUUUCACUGCACAGCAAGCUGCUGCUGCAAAGGUGAUUGCAGAGGUAGACAAGGACUACGCAUGGGCCAAGGACUUUGACUGGGACAGUCUCUCCCGAGGAUGCGAGGGUCAGAUUGAGCAUAGUAAGGCACUGGCUACUGGUGAUGCCUUUGGUAAGAGCCUUGAUGCAGUGUUGACAGCUGCCAAGAAGAAGCUUAACAAUGGGGCCAAGAUAUAUGUCACAGGGUAUGCCAGGUUCUUUGCUGAGAGUAUGACAUCGGACUGCGACAAAGUCACCUGGACAACAUGGAUUUACAAGUUGGCCAACCUUGGACAACCGGCUGAGUACUUGACGAGAUCUCGCCGUACGUCGAUGAACUUAUUGGUCGAUGCGGUCAAUGAACAACUUGAAGCAGCAGUUAGAAGAGCAGGAGACUCUGUCAGGUUCAUCCACUACGACCCCUUUGUCGGCAAGUACGGCGGCAGGUACUGCGAGUCAGGCGUCGACGAGUCGACAAGCGAAUCCAAUACUAGAAAGGGACUCAUGUUCUACGAACUCAACUCUUGGGAUCCUGCAGGAACCACACCAUGGAAACGCGACUCGGCCGAAGGCGAGCUUAGCGGGACUUUUUACGGUGACAUGCUCAUCCUUGCCAAGAUCACGCGUCUCAUGGAUCCUAAUGCCGAGCUUCACCACGACAACGAUAACAAGAGCAAGAGGAGUCUGGCUACUCGUGCUGAUAUUGUUGAUUACCUGGUCCCCAAUGGUUACGCACGAGUUUUUCAUCCUCAGAUUCCACUUCACGAUAUGAUUGCCAGCUUGGUCGCGUAUGAAAUCAUGCUGAACCAUCAGGUUCGUAAAGGAUAUGCUACAUGGACAUCUCCCAGUGAGCCAAACUAUUGCGAACCUGAACCGGAGAAGCCACCAACAGACACACCUGCCAAGCCAAAGAAAUGGUCCAUGCAAAUCCAUCCACUGUACCCAGGAUCCGAAAGUGUCUACACGAAAGACUGCGAAAGAAAAGAUUCCAGACGUUCCAGGACGGUCUGGGGGUACGAGUUGAACAAAUGUUACGACUUUAGGGAAAUGCCUGAUACAGAUUGCCGAGAGUACAUUGGAACAAAGGAACAAGGAGGAUGCUUCGGAGGUUUAUCCUCCCCGCAUAGUAUCCUUGUUCCGGACGAGGGAUACAACUGUGUCUUUUACUUUGGUGAUGAUUGCAAGCGUCCGUUUGAUCGUACGUCGGAUCAUACUUGCAUGUCGACGAAUACGGGCGAUGGUACCUGGGUGUCUAACCAGAUUGGGUCUUUUAGAUGUUUGGAAGAAACGAAAAAGUGA
This is a messenger RNA of Fusarium poae, 4494 nucleotides long. RefSeq lists its product as uncharacterized. NCBI's taxonomy places the organism in Eukaryota, Fungi, Ascomycota, Sordariomycetes, Hypocreales, Nectriaceae. Bases 1 to 4494 code for a protein of 1497 amino acids. The transcript has 15 exons. The record is from RefSeq and is a predicted model, not a curated record. Gene Ontology annotation, molecular function: phosphatidylcholine lysophospholipase A1 activity.